Messenger RNA from Entamoeba invadens IP1, 366 nucleotides. RefSeq lists its product as hypothetical. The transcript has 3 exons. NCBI's taxonomy places the organism in Eukaryota, Evosea, Mastigamoebida, Endamoebidae. The record is from RefSeq and is a predicted model, not a curated record. The coding region runs from base 1 to 366 and encodes 121 amino acids.
AUGAGUGAAACAGUUGGGAAUGUUGUUAUACAAGUUCCGCCUGAGAAUGCUAAGAACCCAGUCGAAACCCCCGAAGCAGAUCCAAUCAAAAAAGAUAUAACUCUAACCGACAUUAUCAGUGUAACCGAUCAAUCAAACAAAUGUGACGAAAUAGCAAAGCAACAGCAAGAAAUAAAAGACAUCAUCAACGAUCAACUCCACCACGUCGCUAACAUCCAACAAGUUGUGAAUUCAAAAACAAAACACUUCAACGAAAUUAUCGACCAAUCCAUCGCAAUUGUGAAAGACACUAAAAAGGAUUUGAUCAUCAUCCAAGCAAAGAUUCAGAAUAUGCGGCUGAUGUUGAGACUCGGAACAAGCAAAUAA